UGUACAUCACUUGCAACAUCAUUACAGCUCCGGUACUCUCUCUCUCUCUCUCUCCCAACUGAGGGCUCAUUGUAUGAAAACUGAAGCGUUAUUCUCAAUGAGAAUAUAUUGUCAGUCACUGUAUGUGUUAUAAGGAGAGGAGAGGCAACACAAAAAGCAAAUAUAUUGUAUGCUUUGGGAACUCAAACGUCAGUUCAGUUCCCAUUGAAUACCAGUGAGAAGAGUGAGAGUGUGUUGUUUACACUCAAAAAUGUUGUUCACUGUCGAUGUGUUUGAAUGAAAAGUGCUUUAUUUUAUGCCAAUCGGCGCGAAGUGGAGAGAAAUCCUUGAAAACAUUAAACAAACUAUAAUUAUAAAUGUGUUUAUAAGGGUUGAGGCAUAACAUGACACGAGUCUCAGUCGCAACAUAUUUAAAGAGACGAUUGCUGUGAUUGUAUACAUUGUAUGAGACAAUCGCAUCCAUUUCACAGAUAUAUCGCAGGUCUGGUCUAAACUGACUAUUCGUUGGACUACUGUCUCACUACUCGACUUCACACAUAUUUUUGAAGACAACUAAAAAAUUGAUACAAAAAGUGUUUAAAACGUUCACUUUUGGUGUGUUGUCCACAAUUGGACACAAAUAAUAUGCAAACAGACAAACAAAGUGUGUCCAAAGAGGAAAGGGAGGAACUGGUCAAACGAUUAACACCACUUCAAUAUCGUGUAACUCAGCAUAAAAUCACUGAAAGGCCUUUUACCGGUGAAUACCUGAAACUCAAUGAUAACGGUCUGUACUGUUGUGUGGUUUGUGGGGAAGAGAUAUUCUCAUCGGAAUCCAAGUACGAGAGCGGCUGCGGAUGGCCCGCCUUCGAUGGUGUGAUCAAUAAUGAUAAAGUCAAACACAAUAUCGACUUAUCGCACGUGGGCAGUAAUCUACUAUUGUUGGCGUUGAGGUCGGACGUGGCCCGCACUGAGGUGUCCUGUGCCCGAUGUGGUGCACACUUGGGUCACGUGUUCGAUGACGGCCCGAAGACCACCGGCAAACGGUAUUGCGUUAACUCGGCUGCCCUUAAGUUCCUCGACGGCCAAAAACCGUCGCCCAAAAGUAUGACAAACAACGGCCGCACCUUUGAUACAACUAUGGGUACAAAAAUUGAUACAAAGCCAAGAAUCUCAACUAAUAAUUAUUGCAAUAAUAACGUGAAUAACAGUAAUAACAACAAUAAUAAUAACGAUAAGUUUGUUAAGAAGAGUCUCAAUGGGUUUACGCAUAAAACAUUGAUGGAAACACAUCUCUAAUAAUUUAAUCCUA
This is a messenger RNA of Medioppia subpectinata, 1291 nucleotides long. The record is from the annotation of a GenBank genome assembly. Lineage: Eukaryota; Metazoa; Arthropoda; Arachnida; Sarcoptiformes; Oppiidae.